Parus major (Great Tit) is the source of this 6095-nucleotide messenger RNA. RefSeq names its product testis expressed 2 (gene TEX2). Lineage: Eukaryota; Metazoa; Chordata; Aves; Passeriformes; Paridae. Gene Ontology annotation, cellular component: endoplasmic reticulum. Gene Ontology annotation, molecular function: lipid binding. Bases 834 to 4208 code for a protein of 1124 amino acids. The record is from RefSeq and is a predicted model, not a curated record. The transcript is spliced from 12 exons.
UUGCAAAAGCAGAGCAUAGCAGAGCAUUCCCUAAGCCCUGUGUGCUGUCACCUCCCACUUCUAGUUCCUGUCUCCCUGCCCCACUGUGGCCAGGGCAAGGUGAAGGUUUCUCUCUGGAUCCUUUCCAAGCCAGGCAUUACUAUUCUGCUUGCUUAAUAUGUACCCGUCAUCCCUGUUGCCUGGAGGGGCUUUGCUUUUUUUCUUAGUACUCUUGUGUAAUGCUUGGGGUUGGUCACAUAAAUAAAUGUACUUUGGUGGGAAAUGAAAGUGAUCUGUACAACUCUUGUCUUGUUUGGAACUGCUGUGACAUUUGAUAAGGCUUAUCUUUGUAGGACCUCCUCAGUAGCAUUUCUUUUUGUCUAAUCACUUCCACACUUCUUCCUUUUCAGCUUGACUUGUAUUAAACAAAGAAAUUGGGAGAAAUGGAAAGAACCAAGGGGGAGAUAAUCCUGAAUGUCUGUCAGCUCAGAAGUGUGCUGGUUAAUAAAUGCUCUGCCAGGUUUUGAGUAAACCUUCUGAACAAAUACGUGACAACUGUACAAAAGUUUUUUAUAGAAAAGAAAAAAAGUGUUACUCUUCUAUUUAUGUUAUUUUUAGUGAGUAGCAAGAGAGAUAGAUGGAGAACGGACCAGCUGUGCAUACAAACUUUCUCCGAUUUUGUAAUUCCCUUUAUUCCCUUGUAUCAUUCCCUUUAUGACAACAGGCCGAGUGUUCCCAGAAGCCUUAACACUGCUGCGAGAUUUCAGGCAAGCUGAAAGCAGUGCCCGACAGUUUCAGAAAACUCUGAGUGUCUGAAAAGAUUAAGAGACUCUGACACAUCUCUGGAACCUGCAAUGACAAGUCGGAACAGUAGCCAUGCAGAGAAAACUGGUGAAAUGUCCUCAAAGCAGUCAACACCAAAAGUGCAGGUCCAGCGAUCUGUCUCCCGAGAAACCAUCACUAUUCAUUUCUCUGCAUUUGGGAAGGAGGAAGAAGAGGAGGAAGAGGAGUUUAAAGAGUUUGUUGAUGAGGAUCUAGAUGACCAAAGCAUUGUAACAGCACUUGAAGCCAAGGAAGACCUCUGCUUUGAGCAUACUGGCCAUGACCUUUUUGGUCCAGCUACCUCGCUUAACAUGGCCAACUCUGCAUCACCGCUGUCCUCAUCGCCUGCAGUUCUGCCAACUGCAGAAACUGUAAAGCUGUUGGACUCUCCUUCCCCAUCCCAAAUACUCAGUGCAGUGCCACCAGUCCUGUCUCCAUCGUCACACUCAUGUCACACAUUUGGCACAUCAGGUGCAGCACCACCACCUGUGGAACAGAAAUCGAGUCUGUCUUCCCCAUCCUCAUCCCCUGCCAGAUCAGUUGCCUGCUCUAGUGGAUCAUCCACAAUUUCUAGUUCAAAGCCUUUUAGGGGGUUAGUCAAGUCCUUUUCAACAGAAGUGGAACCAAAAGAACCCACCCCACCGAUGCGACAUAGGCAGUUAAUGAAAACCUUGGUGAAAUCUCUGUCUACGGACACUUCUAAACAGGAGUCUGAAGCUGUGUCUUACAGGCCACCUGACUCAAAACUGAACUUGCAUCUGUUCAAACAGUUCACUCAACCUCGAGCUACAGGUGGUGAUUCUAAAACUGCCCCCUCCUCUCCAUUAACAUCCCCGUCCGAUACUCGUUCCUUUUUUAAAGUACCUGAAAUGGAGGCUAAAAUUGAAGAUACGAAAAGACGCCUUUCUGAGGUCAUCUAUGAGCCUCUUCAGCUGCUCAGUAAAAUAAUGGGUGAUGAAAGUAGUAGCCACAGGCCCAAAGCCUUAUCUUCAAGUGCUUCAGAACUCUCAAACCUUUCCAGUUUGAAUGGCCAUUUGGAAAGCAAUAACAACUACAGCAUUAAGGAAGAGGAGUGUGAUUUGGAAGGGGACUUCUCUGGGGGUGACUUUAACGUGACUAAGAGCAAUCAGUCAAGAGGGGAAGAAGAUCAUGCAAAAGAGAUGGAGACCAAAAGCUCUCAGUCUGCAAGCACAAAGGAUGUGGGGUCAAAACCUUCACUCGUACUUGAAAAAUGUUCGUUGUCUGCACUAGUGAGCAGGGAGGAUGAGGAGUUUUGUGAACUGUAUUCUGAAGACUUUUUCUUGCUAGAGGAGGAAAGCAAAACUGAUAAACCUGCUGAAACUGUGGUCGAUCCGGAGAUAACUGAGGAAACUGUUACUAUGCUCAGUAGUGAAGAUGAAAAUAAUCUGGAUGUGCAACAGCCUAAAAUACCAGUGAAAACUUUAUACUUAUUAAUACUUUUAGUCUAUUCUUACCUUAUUAUCCCUCUCCCUGGCUAUUUAAGUGGACUUUUACUUGGAAUGGCCCUUGGAUUUAUGGUAGCUGUCUGUGUGAUUUGGCUUGUUAUUCCACGUACUCAUGAGUAUCUCAAAUUGCAUAAAAACAUGAAAAGGCGAUGGAAUACAGGAGCUCUAGACAUUGAAGAACCUGGAAUACUGAAGGGAUGGAUGAAUGAAAUUUAUAAUUAUGAUCCAGAAACAUACCAUGCCACAUUGACUCACUCAGUUUAUGUGCGACUUGAAGGCAGCACCCUGCGACUUUCAAAACCCAAUAAAAAUAUUUCUAGAAGAGCUGUGUACAAUGAGCCAAAGCCUGAAGUCACAUAUGUCAGUCAAAAAAUUUAUGAACUAACAGACAGCAAGAUUUCCCUGGUUCCCAAGAGCCUGGCACGGAAGCGAAUUUGGAAUAAGAAAUACCCUAUUUGCAUUGAACUCGCCAAACAGGAUGACUUCAUGGCCAAGGCCCAGACUGAAAAGGAGACUGCAGAGGAAAAGUUACCUGGUGAAAGAGGGGACUCAAACAAUGAGGAAUCCAAGAAACUUCAAGAUGGAGCAAAGUACACUUGCCAAAAGGAUCAAGUGCUUUAUCUCUUUGGAAGGACGGGUAGGGAGAAGGAGGAGUGGUUCAGAAGGUUCCUUCUUGCAUCAAAGCUCAAGUCUGAAGCGAAGAAGCCACCUAGUUUGUGUGGGAGCAAGCCAGGGGUGCUGCCAGCACAUGGUAGAACUGAUAGUCAGUCUGGAGUUCUCACGCACAGCCGGAGCAGCAGCAAGGGAAAUGCAGAAGAAAUCACAUCCCAGCCAAAGCACAAGGACCUGGCUGGCAACGUGAGGCAGAAAAUGCUUCUGGACUACAAUAUUUAUAUGGCAAAGUGUGUUCCACAAAAAAAGAAAAGCCCUUCAGGUAGUCCAGUCAUCAGUGCAGAGAGCAGCCCUACAGCUGUGAAAAAGUUGCCAGAUGCCAAUGUAGAAGCUGAAGAAGAAGAGCAGGAGGCCUGGGUGAAUGCUCUGGUUGGAAGAGUAUUUUGGGAUUUUUUAGGAGAGAAGUAUUGGUCUGAUCUAGUGUCAAAGAAGAUCCAAAUGAAACUUAGCAAAAUAAAGCUGCCCUACUUCAUGAAUGAGCUGACUCUCACUGAGCUUGACAUGGGGAUAGCAGUGCCCAAGAUCCUUCAAGCCUUCAAACCUUCUGUUGAUCACAGAGGACUAUGGGUUGAUUUGGAAAUGUCCUACAAUGGAUCUUUUCUAAUGACCCUGGAGACCAAGAUGAACUUGACCAAACUUGGUAAAGAGCCACUUGGGGAAGCAUUUAAGGUUGGCGAGAUCGGCAGAGAAGGUUUCAGGCCAAGGGCAUAUUGUCUUGCAGACAGCGAUGAGGAAUCCUCCAGUGCUGGCUCUUCAGAGGAAGAUGAUGCUCCUGAGCUGGCAGGAGAGAAGCAGGUGACCCCAGGAGCAGAAGGUUACGUUGGAGGACAUCGAACAAGUAAAAUCAUGAGAAUUGUGGAUAAAAUUACAAAGUCAAAAUACUUUCAGAAAGCAACAGAAACUGAGUUUAUUAAGAAGAAAAUUGAAGAGGUCUCCAAUACUCCAUUGCUGCUAACAGUUGAAGUACAGGAGUGCAGAGGAACACUAGUGAUUAACAUUCCACCUCCACCCACUGACAGAAUAUGGUACGGCUUCCGAAGGCCUCCCUACCUGGAGUUAAAGGCACGGCCAAAACUCGGUGAGAGAGAAGUGACUCUGGUUCAUGUUACGGACUGGAUAGCAAGGAAAUUGGAACAGGAGUUCCAGAAAAUCUUUGUUAUGCCAAACAUGGAUGAUGUCUAUAUUCCUUUAAUGCACUCAGCCAUGGAUCCCCGCUCCUCCACAUGUCCUCCUGAAGAACUGAGCACGGAGGCCUCUGAUCAACCAUGACAUGUGAAGACUCUUGCAGUUUACAGUAUUAUAAAAGUUACUCUCAUGGUUUUAUAAACUGUGCUGUAGUUCUCAUCCUUAACUUGUGCCACUUUUCCCCCUCCCAGACUGCCUGUGCCCCUUCCUGUGUGCUCACUUGCCUGGUUAUUGUUCCCGUGUACUUCAGCUACAUGAAGUUCCAUUCCAUUAUGUUGUUGAUUUAUUUUUGUACUGGCUGCCAUCAGGAUUUUAACUGGGAGGCUGAGGUGACCUGUUCUUUGUGGGGAGGGAGGAGGAACUCAAAUGUAACAGAUCAAGGAGCUUGUUGAUGCACCUUUUGUUCAGCUUGUUUUCAUGCUAUGUUAAUGUGCAUUAAAGCAUUGAAAAGUUGUUUGGCAGCAAAGGAACUGCGUGCCAAAUGGAAAAAAUCCUAAAUAAGGAAUGAAUUUAUAAAACUGGAAGAAUAUUUUUCUUUCUCAGGCAGUUGGAGGUGUAGAAUGAACUGUUUUAUGUUCUUUCACUUCUGCAGUCAAUAGCUUGUGUCAAGCAAUCGAAAUAUGAAAUGCUUUCAGGAUAAAAGAAUGUAAAUUGGAUGUAUAGGUAAUAUUGUGAUUCAAUGUGCUGUAUACACAUUACUUUUUUCAUACAGAACUUGUGCUUUUUUUUGGGAAGCAAUUAGCCAUAAAACACACAACUAUCAGUGAAGGUGGGACUGUCAGAUUUUAGUGAAUGAGGAAAAAAAGUUGGUAAAGCCAUGAGACCAAAACCAUAGCAAGCCGCCUUAUAGUGAGGUACAAUCACCUUGGUUCCUGAUUAAUUCUGAAUGUUUCUAGAAACAUGAGCACACACACCAAGUGUCAACACUGCACAUCUCCAGGAGUAGUGACCUAACUGUGCAUAGAGCCUCUUGCUGUGAUGAAACACCGACUUCUUUCUGACAGGAGUUUGUUGCUGUGAGUCUUUUCCAUUGCACUGUGUUUACACCCAAAGCAUGGGUGCAGAUCCUCAGUUACAGCCCCAGACACGACAGCACCUGGUGCUUGUGGAAGCAGCUGUGGCUGACAGAUUUUGACCCCCAUGCAUUGGUUUCUUGGACUUUGUGGCAUAGGACUUCAAGCAUUGCAGUUGUUUGAGCUGAUCAUGAUUAAAGACUCUUUCUGCUAAUUAGUGGCCAAAACUAAAGGGGAAGGGGAAACUGCCUUUUAUUUGUCAGCUGUAAUGAAUCAAGGCUAAAUGUAUGCAGUAAAUUCAAGGUUUGAACACUACAUAUCCACUCCUUAACACAUAUUUUUCUGAUACUCAGUGUUGCCAACUGUUCAUGGAUAUCAGAAAAUGUUUUAGUUUACAAAGAAGGUGAGUUUUGGCUCUCCUUUUAUAACAUGAUUUUUUGUUUUGAAGUAAUUUUUAAAGAAAUUUUUUGUAAGUUGUGUUGUCACAUUUGAUGUAAAUCAAAAUUUCCAUGUAUAACUUGAUGAUUUACCAUCUCUAAAUGAAACUAUUAUAUUGAAGGUUUUUUAAACAGCACCUUGCCUGAAAGAAAACUAGCAUUUAAUAUAUUUAAAAUUAAUUCUAUAUUUGAACACCUAUUUUGGUUACCUUUAAUUGAAAUAUUAGUAGUUAUAUUUGUUACCUGAACUCCUCCUUGACCAUUCCAGGCUGUGUAUAUUCUGGGGUUUGCUGAUUCUGUAGGCAUUAUUUGCCUUUCAUGAAGUCUGCAUGUCUUGUACGCAGGUCUUUUAUAUGAGUUAAUUUCUAUGUGCAAUAACUAAAGUCAAAGGACUAGAUGCACUAAUGUGUAAACAGAUUUAGACUUACUACACAAGAUAGUCAUAUUGCACUUCAUAAACUGUGGGUAACUACAAUCUGCUUGCUUUGUUUUAUUAAAUAAAUUUAUCCCAUGUCGAACAA